Messenger RNA from Gekko japonicus, 2226 nucleotides. It is a transcript of the gene ADAP1, whose product is annotated as ArfGAP with dual PH domains 1. The record is from RefSeq and is a predicted model, not a curated record. Gene Ontology annotation, molecular function: phosphatidylinositol bisphosphate binding; GTPase activator activity. Gene Ontology annotation, biological process: positive regulation of GTPase activity. Lineage: Eukaryota; Metazoa; Chordata; Lepidosauria; Squamata; Gekkonidae. Gene Ontology annotation, cellular component: plasma membrane; intracellular membrane-bounded organelle. The coding region runs from base 31 to 1044 and encodes 337 amino acids. The transcript is spliced from 10 exons.
GAUCCAGAUUGGGCAUCUUACACAUUGGGCAUGUUUAUCUGCUUAAAUUGUUCGGGGAUUCACCGCAACAUCCCACAAGUCAGUAAAGUGAAAUCUGUCCGUCUGGAUGAAUGGGACAAUGGGCAAAUCGAGUUUAUGGCUUCCACUGGUAACAAUGCCGCAAAAGCAAAAUAUGAAGCUGAAAUCCCACCGUUUUAUUACAAGCCAACUGCUUCAGACUGUCAACUGCUACGAGAACAGUGGAUCCGAGCAAAAUAUGAAAGGAAAGAAUUCAUUUACAUUGAGAAGCAGGAGCCGUACUCUGCAGGGUAUCGGGAAGGAUUUCUUUGGAAGAGAGGCCGUGACAAUGGGCAGUUCUUGAGCCGGAAGUUUGUGCUGUCCGAACGGGAGGGAGCCCUGAAGUAUUACAACAAAAAUGACGCCAAGGAGCCGAAAGCAAUUAUGAAGAUCGAGCACUUAAAUGCGACUUUCCAGCCUGCGAAAAUUGGGAACCCACACGGAUUGCAGAUCACGUACUUGAAAGACAACAGCACGAGGAACAUCUUUGUUUACCAUGAAGAUGGCAAGGAAAUGGUGGACUGGUUCAACGCCAUCCGUGCUGCUCGAUUCCAUUACUUGCAAGUGGCAUUCCCCGGAGCCAGCAACAUUGACCUGGUGCCAAAACUUUCUAGGAAUUACCUGAAGGAGGGUUACAUGGAGAAAACUGGACCCAAGCAAACGGAAGGUUUCAAGAAGCGCUGGUUUACCAUGGACGACCGAAGAUUAAUGUACUUCAAAGACCCCUUGGAUGCCUUUGCCAGGGGGGAGGUCUUUAUCGGCAGCAAAGAUAACAGCUACACAGUCUUGGAAGGACUCCCGCCGUCCAUCCAGGGGAAUCAUUGGCAGCAUGGAAUCACCAUUGUGACCCCGGACAGGAAGUUCCUCUUUGCCUGUGAGACGGAAAACGAUCAGUUGGAGUGGAUCGCUGCUUUUCAGAAAGUGAUCAGCAGGCCCAUGCUGCCGCAAGAAUAUGCAGUGGAAGCUCAUUUCAAGCAUAAACCGUAAUCGCAUCGGGCUGGAGGGGAACCAGUAUUUGCGGAUCUGCUUACAACCCAGUAAUAUUAUUUGUUCUUUGCAAUGUUCACGACGACGAAACGUUCAGGAAAUCACUUUGGACUACGAGGUGGGAGAUGCUCGUAACUGUGGCAGCUGCAUGAGGACAGGAAGCGCUGCCAAUCCCAGAGCAGACAAUUUAGAAACGUUGUGCUCCCCAAGCCAGGAAGGGGAUGCGGCUCUUCCAUCGUGGGCUAUCCGAGGCACCUCCCUUGGUCAAAGGUGACCCUGAGCACCGUGGGGUGUUCAGAAGAACACGCGCUCCUCCGUUUCCUCUGCCCUCCUCCUCCUCCUCCCUGUUCCUUGUGCUCGGUCAUGAGGACAACACACGGUGAUCCAGAAUGCUUUCUCCUAAAGGGUGCAAUCACCUUCAGAGAACGGGAGUCCCUUUUUGGAGGAGGGCAGCCAUGAAUUCAAGAGGACACCUGUGGCGUUGGAACUUAGGCCUAAACCCUUCUGACCUUUCCCAGGAAGGACAGAUACAGGAGUCCAGCAGGCCUUGUGCAUGAUGCUGAAGUUUCAACAAAUGCCUUCUGAUCCUGACCCACGUGGGCAUCACAGGACGCUACCACUUGAAUAGCCACGGACGCUCCUUUCAAGGGAGGGUGCCCCCGCCCCGCUUCUUUUCACCUUGUGAUGCUUAAGCAGCAGGUUCAUAUUUAUUUUUGGAGGCGAGUUCUAUCGUGAUGCUUGGGAGUUUGCUCCAAGCUUCUCACAAGCCAUACCGCCUGGUGCCAUCCUGUUGAAAGACUAAUCUUGGCACGACCUAUCAGGGGUUAGCACAACCUACCAGGGGUUGACACAACCUAAGUUUGGCACAACCUACCAGGGGAUGGCACAACCUAAGCUUGGCACAAUCUAUCAGGGUUCUCUAAAACCAGUGCUGCAGAAGCUGUGUGUGUGUGUGUGGGGGGGGUCAGGUAAAGCAAAAUUGGCGGCUGGCAGACAGAGUGCCUAUAUCAUGGAUGGAUGGUAUAAAGUCUCAUUUCCCUUUUCCAGAGUUCCAAGGGGCAGGACGGCCUGUUGUGCUCUCCUAAUAACUGUGGUGCUGUCAAAGCGGUGUGAGAGGCAGUGUGGUGCAGUGGUUAGAGUGUCGUGCCAGGAUCUGGGGCACCCCAGGUUUGGAUCCCCACU